Molecule: messenger RNA, 580 nt
Organism: Ziziphus jujuba (common jujube)
Lineage: Eukaryota; Viridiplantae; Streptophyta; Magnoliopsida; Rosales; Rhamnaceae
Exons: 4
Coding region: 155-580 (141 amino acids)
Biological process (GO): proteolysis
Molecular function (GO): cysteine-type peptidase activity
Source: RefSeq, a predicted model, not a curated record
AGUCCUGCCUUACCUAUUUCGUGUACGUGCCAAUCAAUUUCCUGAUAUUUUUUAUCCUAGUUUUGAGGUGCUAGAUGGAGGAUUUUGGGUAUACAUUGAGCAAUGUCAUGGAAAGUUCAUCGACAAUCCAUCUAAGUUCCAAUUCUCAUACGCAAUGCAAGAAUAUGUGCUGGGGAUUCGAAUGAAGGAGUCCAAGCCAUGGAAAUACGUAAAUCAUUUGUUGAUUCCACUAAACAAGGGCAACAUACAUUGGGUGGUAGGGCACGUGGACUUAAAAGAGCGUCGCAUGACUGUAUAUGAUUCAGAUAAGGCUGGUAACCGAUACAAGGGACAAAUUUAUUUCCAGAAAUUAUGCAUAAUGUUACCAUAUUUACUGCGGUCUGCAUCCUUUUAUGAGCAGCGGCCGGAUCUUGUAGACUCCGUUGACGAGUUUACAUGUGAAUUGGCACAAAAUACCCCUCAGCAAAGAUCUAGUGGUUGUUCAACAGCUGCUUUAAUGGCUUUUCUGUUCUUGUCAGCUGCCUUUGCUGCAGCUUUACUGAUGGGCUUAUCAGCAAUUCGUUGCAUUGGAGAUUCUUGA